Messenger RNA from Chlorocebus sabaeus (green monkey), 4929 nucleotides. NCBI's taxonomy places the organism in Eukaryota, Metazoa, Chordata, Mammalia, Primates, Cercopithecidae. The record is from RefSeq and is a predicted model, not a curated record.
GGGCUCGGAAGAUGGCUGCGGAGCCGAGCACCGGGCAGUGGCUGCGGCGGCGGCGGCGGCGGGCCGGGAGCGCGGCGGGCUGGGGCUCCGCCUUGCGCGUGGGGCGCUGAGCCGAGAGUCGCGGAGGCGGCGGGGGCGCGGGGGCUCCGAGGGCCGCUCGGCGCCGCCUCCUGCCACACCAUGGGCAGCGCAGAGGACGCAGUCAAAGAGAAACUGCUGUGGAACGUGAAGAAGGAGGUGAAGCAAAUCAUGGAGGAGGCCGUCACCAGGAAGUUUGUGCAUGAAGACAGCAGCCACAUCAUUGCUUUAUGUGGUGCGGUGGAGGCUUGCCUCUUGCAUCAGCUGAGACGCCGUGCCGCCGGCUUCCUGCGCAGUGACAAGAUGGCAGCCCUGUUCACCAAGGUGGGGAAGACGUGCCCAGUGGUGGGGGAGAUUUGCCACAAGGUACAGGAGCUGCAGCAACAAGCAGAGGGCAGGAAACCCUCAGGGGCCAGCCAGGAGGCGCUGCGGAGACAGGGCUCAGCCAGCGGGAAGGCUCCGGCCCUCAGCCCUCAGGCCUUGAAACACAUAUGGGUGCGCACGGCGCUCAUCGACAGAGUUCUGGACAAGAUUGUGCAGUACCUGGCGGAAAACUGCAGCAAGUACUACGAGAAGGAGGCGUUGCUGGCAGACCCUGUGUUCGGCCCUAUCCUGGCCUCUCUUCUAGUGGGACCCUGUGCCUUGGAAUACACUAAGCUCAAGACAGCUGAUCACUACUGGACUGACCCCUCUGCUGAUGAGCUGGUCCAGAGGCACCGCAUCCGGGGUCCGCCUGCUCGCCAGGACUCCCCUGCAAAGCGCCCAGCCCUGGGGAUCCGGAAACGGCACUCCAGCGGCAGCGCGUCGGAGGACAGGCUGGCUGCCUGUGCCCGCGAGUGUGUGGAGUCGCUGCACCAGAACUCACGGACGCGGCUGCUCUACGGCAAGAACCACGUGCUGGUGCAGCCGAAGGAGGACAUGGAGGCGGUCCCUGGCUACCUCUCCCUGCACCAGUCUGCAGAGAGCCUGACUCUGAAGUGGACCCCCAACCAGCUCAUGAACGGGACUCUGGGGGACUCCGAGCUGGAAAAGAGCAGGGAGCGGCUGUCCGGAGUGGUUCCCAAGCUCUCUAGGACGGAGCCAAGCCUGGCCAUGAAGAGCGUUUACUGGGACUAUGCCCUGGUGGUGCCCUUCAGCCAGGUGGUGUGCAUCCACUGCCACCAGCAAAAGAGCGGCGGCACGCUUGUGCUGGUGAGCCAGGAUGGCAUCCAGAGGCCGCCACUGCAUUUCCCGCAGGGAGGACACCUGCUGUCCUUUCUGUCCUGUCUGGAGAAUGGGCUGCUGCCUCGGGGACAGCUGGAGCCUCCGCUGUGGACCCAGCAGGGGAAGGGGAAGGUGUUCCCCAAGCUACGGAAACGAAGCAGCAUACGCUCCGUGGAUAUGGAGGAGAUGGGCAUGGGGCGGGCCACCGACUAUGUGUUCCGGAUCAUCUACCCCGGCCACAGGCACGAGCACAUCACUAUUAACUACCACCACCUAGCGGCCAGCCGCGCGGCCUCGGUGGACGAUGAUGAGGAAGAGGAGGAUAAACUGCACGCAAUGCUCUCAAUGAUCUGCUCGCGGAACCUCACAGCUCCCAAUCCGAUGAAAGAUGCUGGUGACAUGAUCGAGAUGCAGGGCUUUGGGCCCAGCCUGCCAGCCUGGCACCUGGAGCCCCUGUGCAGUCAGGGCUCCUCCUGCCUCUCCUGCUCCUCCAGCAGCUCCCCACACGCAGCCCCCAGCCACUGUAGCUGCAUCCCUGACCGGUUGCCGCUCAGGCUACUGUGUGAGAGCAUGAAGAGGCAGAUCGUGUCCCGGGCCUUCUACGGCUGGCUGGCACACUGCCGCCACCUGUCCACGGUGCGGACCCAUCUGUCAGCGCUAGUGCACCAUAGCAUUAUUCCACCUGACUGGCCGCCGGGGGCCUCCGCAGGCCUCACCAAGGACACGUGGAGCAAGUAUCAGAAGGACAAAAAGAACUACAAAGAGCUGGAGCUGCUGCGGCAAGUUUACUACGGAGGCAUAGAGCACGAGAUCCGCAAGGACGUCUGGCCCUUUCUGCUCGGCCACUACACGUUCGGCAUGAGCAAGAAGGAGAUGGAGCAGGUGGAUGCAGUGGUGGCAGCAAGGUACCAGCAGGUGUUGGCAGAGUGGAAGGCCUGCGAGGUGGUGGUGAGGCAGCGGGAGCGGGAGGCCCACCCAGCCACACGCACCAAGUUCUCCUCGGGCAGUAGCAUCGACAGCCACGUGCAGCGCCUCAUCCACCGAGACUCCACCAUCAGCAACGACGUGUUUAUCUCUAUGGAUGAUCUGGAGCCCCCAGGGCCCCAGGACCCUGAAGAUUCCAGACCAAAGCCUGAGCAGGAAGCAGGAGCCGGGACUCCGGGCAUCGCCGCGGUGGAGCAGCAGCAUUCCGUGGAGUUCGACUCCCCAGACUCAGGACUGCCCUCCUCCCGCAAUUACUCCAUGGCCUCGGGCAUCCAGUCAAGCCUAGAUGAGGGGCAGAGCGUAGGCUUCGAAGAGGAGGACGGCGCCGGGGAGGAAGGCUCCAGUGGGCUCGGCCCUGCAGUUCACACUUUCUCGGAGCCCCAGGAUCCCAGCCAGGAGAAGCCUCCUCAGGCCGGAGAACUGGAGGCGGGGGAGGAGCUUGCAGCUGUGUGUGCAGCUGCCUACACUAUAGAAUUACUGGACACUGUGGCCUUAAACCUGCAUCGCAUAGACAAGGAUGUGCAGAGAUGUGACCGCAACUACUGGUACUUCACGCCCCCCAACCUGGAGAGGCUCAGAGACGUCAUGUGCAGCUACGUGUGGGAGCACCUGGACGUGGGCUAUGUGCAGGGCAUGUGCGAUCUGCUGGCACCUCUCCUGGUCACCCUCGACAACGAUCAGCUGGCCUACAGCUGCUUCAGCCACCUCAUGAAGAGGAUGAGCCAGAACUUCCCCAACGGGGGUGCCAUGGACACCCACUUUGCCAACAUGCGCUCCCUCAUCCAGAUCCUGGACUCAGAGCUGUUUGAGCUGAUGCAUCAGAAUGGAGACUACACCCACUUCUACUUCUGUUAUCGCUGGUUCCUGCUGGAUUUUAAGAGGGAACUGCUGUACGAGGAUGUGUUUGCUGUGUGGGAGGUGAUCUGGGCAGCCAGGCACAUCUCGUCGGAGCACUUUGUCCUGUUCAUCGCCCUGGCCCUGGUGGAGGCCUACCGAGAGGUCAUCCGCGACAACAACAUGGACUUCACCGACAUCAUCAAGUUUUUCAACGAACGCGCUGAGCAUCACGAUGCCCAGGAGAUCCUGCGACUUGCCCGGGACCUCGUCCACAAGGUGCAGCUGCUCAUAGAGAACAAGUGAGCUGGGGCCAGGAGGCAGCAGCCGGGCAGAGCCUGGACCUCGGGCACCUGGGCUCCGGCAGGGAGAGGUGCAAGGGAAUCACCGCCCAGACCGCCCCAGCCACCAGCCGACCCCACCUCUGUUCCUAACAAAGUGACUGUGAGCCUGGGAUCCGACUCCCGGCAGUGCUGACCCUGCAGGGCAAGCCAGGGGCCAGGAUGCCCUCAGAUCAGGGCCGGGAUGGGAGCGGUCAGCCUCAGGGAGCAGCUGCCUUGGGGGACACACCUACUCUGCUCCCCUCUCAAACAUCUGGGAAUAGUCCCACUGCCACCUGCAGUCUCAGCCUGGACUGUGGCCCAUGAGUGAACCUGGGGCCCCAUAGGAUUAACAGGGGCUACAGUGGCCUGGGCCCUACUUCGCUGGGGUGGCAGAGGGCGAGAGGCUCUGUGCUGUGUCCCUUCUGAGGGUCCCUUUGCAGCCCCAGUAUACUGUGUGUGCACCAGCCCCAGCUGGAGCCGCCAGAAAUGCUGCCGGGUUAGGCAUAUGUCCUGGGUGCAGCAGGCCUGCGGCGCCUUCGGGCCGCUCCCCUGAGAUUCUGGGGCAGUCAGACGAUGUGGGCCCUGGGCGGGAGCAGCCCACCUCAGCAGCACUGCCACUGCCUCUGGCCACCUGAGGUGACCCCCAGGCCUCCCGGCCCUGUGCAGCGUACCUCUGUGUAUCUGUGCAGCCUCACUCCUGCCACCCACCCCUGCGUUCUGCAUUAGGUACUCCUCUGAAAACCACGUGUAAGUGACGCUCUGGCCAUUCCAGUGGAUGAUCUGGAAUGCGACCGGAGCACUUGCUCUGAGGAAUCCCGGGGUGAUUGUGUAGGGGAGCAAUCUGGUCUCCUCUCAGGGACAGGCCUCCGUUCUGGGGCAGCCCGUCAUCUGUCGCAGACAUCUGCUGCGUCCCUGGGGCUGUGGAAGGCAGGGGAUGCAUGGGUGUCCCGACUGUCCCUGGUGAGAAGCAAAGCUAGCUCUGCCUUCCACAUGCACCUCAGGAUGCCAAGAGGCCUAGGAACCCAGAAACCCCCUUGGAGGAGCUGUGUACACGGGGGUGCCCAGAAGGGCACAGCUCCUGCCCCCAGGCCUAGGCAUGCUGCUUGCUUGGCCAUCCCCACUUCCUCCUCCACCCCAACACAUGCAGGCUAGGCCUUGCCCUGGGACCUGGAGGCCCUGCCUGGGGCUGGGGCCUGUCCACAGCCACCGAAGUCUGGCAGACUCUGCAUUGGAGAAACAUGAUAAAGGGCCCCGCAGCCCUUCUGCACCCAGGACAGCCUGCCCAGCCCUGCCCUGCCCCUGGGCAUUGCACAGCCUGUCUGGGGGCCAGACCGUCCCAUUGUCCAUCCUUGUUGUCCAUGAGUCCUCGGCCUCCACCAAGCACGUGUGGCCAUCGUGUGCCUGCCUUAGUAACUCUGUGGUUUUGUGAGGGGCAGAGUGUGUAUGGUUUUUGCCUCAGAAACUAUACUCUUCUGUGUAACAGACCAAUAAACAGCGUUUGCCAACA